AUGUCCUCGGCACCGAGCUCGUCUGUGGCACCCGUAAGCAACAAGCCACCCGACGCGAACACCACAGAGGCUACGGCUGGGUCACAAGCAUCUGAACCAGCGAUGGAACCAGAGUCAGAGCUUGAUGCAAACUCGCACACAUCCCUGAUGGACGAUUCUCAUCCCCUGAAUCCCGUCGAGGAUGGCACCAUGUUCUCCAGUGUCAGGGAGAGAGAUGCGCUGCGUGUCCGCGCGUUCUUCCAUCCUGAGAAUGUGUCGACUCCGCCCGAUGAGGAGGGUCUGGUUCUGAACACAGCAUGGCCUGCACACAAGGCUCUCACAUACUACCUCAAUCUCGGCCGUUUGCCCCCACCAAGCAAGGUCGCAGCGUUCAUGAAAGUAUUCAGGGAGAAAAAUCCUGGCCGCACAUUUGACAAACUUCCACACAAGUUGCACACCCAGAUGGAGCGUGUCAGAGAGACGCUUGCGGAGAAUGCCCUUCGAAAUGGACAUGAGCUACUGCGAAACAAACACCGCGAGAAAUUCGUGCAGGAAAACGCGACUGAACUCGCUAAUCCCGGGUUCUGUAUGAGUGUGUUUCGCAAAGGUGUGAGUACAGUCGGUCUUCUGAAUGAGUCCACGAAACGUCUCGAUCUCGUUCACAAUUCUUCGAUGCAACUUCAAACUCACUACAUCGAGUUGGACACGAUUCUGAAGGAUAUUCGGACGUUGAUAUCGGAGAACAAGGACGGGGAAGCCCUGGCCCUGUUCAAGUCGAGGAUUUUUCCGUAUCUUGACAGCACGUCCCUCUUGGAAGGGCUUAUCGCAAUCCGACGCAUAGCGGACUAUCAGCGGUACCUCCCUUGCGUUCAAGAUCACCGUUCGUUUUUCCUUGGGAACGAAGCCGACGAGGCCAGCCACCACGAGCAUGUCGACUCCGACUUCAUGACACCGGACUACUCUAUAGUCAAAACCUUGCAAUACAACCUGGCCUGUGAGCCCGGUUCCUUGCUCGACGUUGAUCGACAUGUUGCUACGGACGAAGAGGCCAGGCUCAGAUACGGCCUGUGGUUGGGGGAGAACUCCGCCUACGCACUCCUGCCACGGCAACUCUUGACAAGGCUCGAUGACCCCGACACGUUUGAGGAGCUAGAGUUCAAGAAGCUUCGUCUGAUCGCUGUGUCCGAGGAAUUCUUUGAGAAGCUUGACCUUAACGAAACCAUCGCCGUCAACAUCUCGGACCAUAUCCAAGGUUCCAGGUGUUCUCUCACCCAUGCAACCGAGCCUCUCACGAUCCAGAGCACUAUGGAGAUGGCCCUGAAGAUGUACUGGGAUAGGGUUGCAGCCAAUAACCCGAUUCUACAGGAGCUUCGAAGAGUGUGCCCAAGUACCGAGCUCCCUGAUGUGACACGGAGCCUUGAGUACUGGAACUUGAAAUUCUGCAAACAACAGCAAGAACUUCUCCCGGUUUCUUGCGGCAUGCAACUCUACGAAAACCUUCAGCUAGGCACGAGCAACAUACCUUACGAAACCCUGCAUUAUCUCAAGUGGGCACGGGCAUACCGAGAGCCAACCAUACUCGACUUCAGUGAAGACGGCCCAGCAGGAACAUGGCUUGAGAAAGAGACCAUCAGCGAGGCCGAGCGAGGCAUGAGGGAUUGCAUCCCUGGAAGCCUCUCCGGCGAGUCCCAGCAUCGGGUGGAUGCCACAGACAUCUGGAAGGAUUCCGUCGAUCUAGAAGAGCUUGACCAGUUAGACGAGGAGACACAAAAGCCCAAGCUGUUCGAAACCAUCUUCAAGGAGAAGCGAGCGAGGCGUGGCGAGCUUCUCAAAGCCAUGGUAAAGGAGGACGGUAUGCGUCUAGUUGGUGAGAUCAGAAGCAUCGAAGAAAAACCAGAGCACGCACGGUCACACAUCGACGAGGCGAGGCUGGCAGUUUUGAAACCUGCGUUGAGUCUCAACCGACUAUACUAUGAGCGCUGGAUCCUUCUAGGCCAUGUUCUUAAAGGUCGGACAGUUGAGGACUUUGAGAAAUACUGUGUUGGUCUCACCCGAAACCUCCUCCUGUCAAACUGGUACCUUGCCUAUGCAGCCUUGGUCGACAUCACCAACGAGCAGAGCGUAUCUGAUAUCUCAAGGUUGACUGGGGAUGAGGUAGCGGCAAAGCUAGGACAGGAAGCAGAUGAUCUAGCUCGCAAGAAGGACGAGGUUAUCGCUGCGAAAAAUGCCUUCGGAGAGUUCAAAGUAAACCCCAAGGUGGACUGGGAACACCCAGAGCUCACCUUCUACGCCAGGCACGCCUUCGACGGCAAUAUCGCCUUUGCACGUUGGCUGGCAGAGCACAACCCUGUCAUCAGGUCCAUUGUCAAGCGAUGGGAUGAAGGCUUUACCUACACUCUCGAAAAGCCCGUGUACUGCUAUCGGCCAAUGACGGAUGAGGAAUUGAGGCAUGCUCACGUUGAAUGGAAAGAACUCAAAUCCGAGUUUGGACUAGCGCCAGUACGAGAAACCGUAGAGACCGAAGAACAGCGUGGAGCGAUCUCGCCAGAGAACCCCCCGACAACGGCAUCGACCUGGCAUCAGCAGGUGCUUCAAGUCAGGGAUGCGGUGAAAGCUUACCAGGACAAUCCGAACCAGAAGCCCCAGUUACUAUCUGACCUGGAAGAUUCCACCGCGGAAUGGGCGAAAGAAUACGAGGAGCAGCGAAACAAACACCCCGUUACCCUUGCAAACUUCAAGGCGAUGAGAGAGGCAGGCUUGGUUUGGCACAAAAAGGAUUUUGUUGAGCCUGGCUCGGUGAAACUCGUUGGAACAUUGGAAGAGUUUGUCUUCGAUAACAUGAAAAGCACCAAGCAAGAUAACUCCUCAAGUCGAAAGCGGUCGCUGUCUCCUGGUUCCAGGGAUGAGGACCAUCCCGGAUCCAAGCGACAUGAGACCUGCGAGCUCGACAAUUGGGAGGCCUUGCGUUUCGAAUAUUGA
Molecule: messenger RNA, 2958 nt
Organism: Thyridium curvatum
Lineage: Eukaryota; Fungi; Ascomycota; Sordariomycetes; Thyridiales; Thyridiaceae
Exons: 2
Coding region: 1-2958 (985 amino acids)
Source: RefSeq, a predicted model, not a curated record